This is a messenger RNA of Canis lupus familiaris (dog), 1326 nucleotides long. Its product is annotated as zinc finger matrin-type protein 1-like. The record is from RefSeq and is a predicted model, not a curated record. The coding region runs from base 271 to 1002 and encodes 243 amino acids. The transcript has 2 exons. NCBI's taxonomy places the organism in Eukaryota, Metazoa, Chordata, Mammalia, Carnivora, Canidae.
CAAAACCCAAAACCCUGAGACAAAGGAAGGGGCGUGGCUUGCUGCUUCCCCGCUCCUAGGAACCUGGUUGAGAAGUCAGCAAUGAGGAAGUUGGGACUCUUCUCCUGGAGCUCAGAGUAGAACUUCCAUCUUCCAUGCUAGGGCUUCUUAUUUCCUCUUUGAGAUUCUAGCUCGGUGGCCUCUGCUCUCAGUAGGACCACAGGACUUCUCCUUACACGACCUCAAAGACUUGUAAGCUUGAGGAGCAGAGAUUCAUCUAUAGUCAACAUAAUGGAAAAUUCUAAGAUUUAUGACUCUUUUCAACAUGAACUUGAGGACUAUGUUAGAAAGCAGAAAGCCAGAGGGUUACAACCAGAGGUUUGCUUUAGAAAGAUGACAGAGGACUCUGCAUACAGAGAAAGGAGCCACACUGCACCCAAACCUCUAAUGCUGGAGCAGAGACCCUUCUUCAGGAGGUCCCAUGCAUUUUCCAGUUCCCAUGAAAGGCAGAGAACGAUGGAAAAUCAGUUACCCCCAUGGUUCAAAUUUCAUCACUCCAGACAAAGACUGGAGUCUCUAAACCACUGUCAGGAAAAACAUGACCAUUUCUUCAAGAAUCUGUGGCUUCCAAACCCUGUGCAAGGAAAGACCCCCAUCCCUCAGGCUGCACAACACAGAAAAGAUACCAGCCACCUCUGGGAGCAGGGUCCCACCAGAGCCCAUCAGGCUGGAGAUCAAGAAGGCCGGAGGCGAAGGUCCAGGGAGGAGGGGAGAGAAGGACGCAGCAAGGAGGGGCAGGUUGAGGGGAAGACAAAGCAUCAUGAGGAUGGAGAUUCCCACAAAGAGAGCAAGAAGGCCAGGGUGCAGCCAGUCAGCACAGAGAAGCCGAAACACAGAAGGAAGCGCCACCAAGAUACCACAAAGGAGGGAAGAAGGUCUCAGAGAGAGAAGAAGCAACCUGGCAAAGAAAGCACGCCGGAGAGGGACCUGUGGGAUGAAGCUAUCCUCGGCAGUUGUUACUGAUUUUGGAGGAUUUGGGGCCCUGAUAUAAAAUGAUGUGGAGAUGUUGGAAAGGCUGGAUUAAAUGACAUUGAAGCAAUUCAAUGGCCACCACUUCAAAAAAAAAAUAAAAUUUGAUCCCCACCUCAGAUUCUGUUCAAAUGUAAAACACAAAUGGUUUCAAUGAUGUCAGUAUAAAAACUAAAAUGUAAAACUAUUAGGAGAAAAGAUAGGAGAGGGGCUUUUAAUUUGGGACUGUGAAUGGCCUUCCUGAAUGAGACACAUUAGUCAGGGUCCAUAAAGAUGAAAAAAUAAUAAAUGUAAUUGCAGAGACAUUUAAAAUCUAUA